This is a messenger RNA of Anarrhichthys ocellatus (wolf-eel), 3834 nucleotides long. RefSeq names its product calcium release activated channel regulator 2Ab (gene cracr2ab). Gene Ontology annotation, molecular function: GTP binding; calcium ion binding; GTPase activity. The coding region runs from base 301 to 2763 and encodes 820 amino acids. NCBI's taxonomy places the organism in Eukaryota, Metazoa, Chordata, Actinopteri, Perciformes, Anarhichadidae. The transcript is spliced from 18 exons. The record is from RefSeq and is a predicted model, not a curated record.
UUCCUAAACACAGCGCGCUCACUGCUCUGUUGAUACCGAGAGAAGAAGAAAGGCUUCAGUUUCUUGUGCUUGUCAUUUUGUAAACGGAGCCUGCAACCAUUUUUGGUAUAUUCAUAAACCACAAAGUUAUCAGUGAUCUCAUCACCGGACGCUACUUCCUGUCUUUGUCGUCAUGGCGACUGUAAGAGCCCCAGAGCAGUGGAUACAGGGCCAAUGAGGAGGCCUGAUGUCUGAGUCUACUCCUGAAUGAACUGAAGUUCAUGCCACUCACACACGCACCUUUAAAAAGAAGUCCCCGACAUGGAGGAAGGCCGGGUGAACGGCUGCGGACUGACCCCAGGGAGGAGGAACUCAGACUGGGGGCGAAUCGCCCUGCUGGACAAGACCAAGGAGUUCUUCCAGACCUGCGAUGUGGAGGGCAAUGGCUUUAUAUCCCGCACUGACAUGAGGAGGCUCCACAGACAGCUGCCUCUGUCUGCAGAGGAGCUGGAGGAUGUGUUUGACUCUCUGGAUACGGACCACACUGGUUACCUCACGCUGGAGGCAUUCUCCUCCGGAUUCAGUCAGUUCCUGCAUGGCCGGAGGAUCUCUGUGGCCGAUGACCAAAGCCAGGCCCCCGGCCCCGUCUUUAGGGCCAAAGAAGCACUUUAUCAGAGCCAAUGGGAAGCCAAGCUGUCAGGCGGUGAAGACGAGGAGGAGGGGCACUUCUGUAUGCUGCUGGAAAGCCUCGGGGCCAGUAAUGUGUUUGAGGAUCCAGGCGAGGUGCGCAGUCUUUGGGCUCAGCUCAGGCGGGAUGAGCCUCAUCUCCUGUCCAAUUUCGAGGAGUUCCUGGCCAGGGUCACCCACCAGAUCAAAGACGCCCACAAGGAGAAGAAGGAGAUGGAGAGCGCCCUACAGAGGAAGGCUGCAACACACGACAGCGAGAUCCGCUAUUUAUACGAAGAGAUGGAGGCGCAGAUCAAAAACGAGAAAGACCGGCUGAUACUAAAGGACGCUGAGCGUGUUCAGGUGCACAGCCACGACCUGGAGCAUCAACUGUUCUCCAAGGAGAAAGAGCUGGAGCAUCUAUUCCAGAAGCAGAAACGGUUAGAACUCCAGUGCCUCGAGCUGAACAGUGAGAAGCAGGAGAGCCACGUGGAGAAUGUCAAGCUGAAGAUGACCAACGACGAGCUGUCCCGAGCACUGGACGGCACCAGCCAGGACCUGGGGCUGGCCCAGGAACAGCUGGCCAUGCUGCAGGAGCAGGCCGCCCGUCUGCAGCAGGAGAAAGAGAUGGAAAUGUACAGAGUAACUGAGGGACUGCAGAGAGAGAAGCAAAGUCUCAUGAAGCAGCUCGACCUCCUCAGAGAGAUGAACAAGCAUUUAAAAGACGAACGGGACAUAUGCUGCGGCGUACCCCGGACCUCACUCAGAAAGAAGCAGAAGCAGAGAACGGGCCUUGCCAAUAUAUUUGAUGACACCAGCCAGCCAGCGAAAAGAGCCCCACUGUUGGUGGAUGGGUCCUACCAGUCUCUGGAGGCCCUGCCUAUAGAGCACCUUCAUAUCGUGUUUGUUGCUUCCUCUUCCUGUAGUGAGGAUGACACCCCCGUUGCCGCCCCCUCUUCCUCCACCGCCACCGUUGGCGCCCCCGCAUGUCAACAACGCCCCGCUGCGAAGAAAAACUCUGGCUUAGCCAACGGUUACGCCAACCCCGCUCCACCCAAAGUGCACGAUGUGAGGCCAAAGGCCAAGAAAUCCCCCGGAAAGAUGGCCGCCGCUAAGAGGGUGACGGCGAGAGACAGAGACAGAGCGAAGAAAGUGGAAAUUAAGAAGAAGGCGGAAGAGGAGGUCCUGGACGCCCCUCCAGAUGGGUGGCCCCUCCGUCGGGUCAUCUCCAUUGAGGAGGACCACCUGCCCCACCUGCUCCAUGGGGGGCCUCAACUUUUACUGCACCAGCUCAGUGAGGAGGAAGACGAGCUGGAUGACGAUGAGGAGGAAGAGGGAGCUCAGAGUGACUUUGAAACAAGUGUCGUCUUGGCGGCAGACCUGUCCAGCAACCCACCCUCUAGUUACGUCCCCGUGUCGGCAGAAGCUCCUCCAGCAAGGAAAUCCCGCUCUACCCACGCGAAAAAGACGCCCAUGUCUCCUCGUGGACAGCCUGUCGGGAAGGAGACCCAGCAAAGGACAAAAGAAGGAGCGCUGUUUGCCCCGGACCGCCUGUUCAAAGUGGUCCUGGUUGGAAACUCGAGUGUAGGCAAGACGUCCCUGCUACACUCCUUCUGUGAGGGCCGUUUCCACCCUACCACAACAGCUACUGUGGGUGUUGACUACAGUGUGAAGACACUGAGCCUGGACAAUAUGCAGGUGGCCAUGCAGCUUUGGGACACGGCAGGUCAAGAGAGGUACCACAGCAUAACCAAGCAGUUCUUUCGCAAGGCCGACGGUGUGGUGGUGAUGUACGACGUCACCGUGAAGGAGAGCUUCAGGGCCGUGCAACCCUGGCUCAGCAAUGUCCAGGAAGCAGCAGGAAUAGGGAUCCCCAUCCUCAUUUUGGGCAACAAAAUGGACAUGGAUGGAAAGAGGGCGGUGUCAUUCAAAGAAGCUGAGCAGCUGGCUGAUGAAAACAAGGUGAUGUUCUUUGAGGUCAGCGCCUACACUGCCAAGAAUGUGACAGAGUCCCUCACACACCUGGCCAGAGUGCUAAUGGAGCAGGAGGACAGGGUGAGAGACACAACAGUCAUUCUGAGUGCUCCGCCCUUAAAGAAGAAAGCCUGCUGCAAGUGAAGUGUAAACUCAAUUUACUAAGUUCUAGAUCACUUUUUGCAGCGUCAUAAGACAACGAUGAAACCAUUCUUUGACUUUAUCAGAGAAUGUGUCUUUUAACAAGCGGCCUUCUUUUUGACUCACACAUGCACAACAUGUUGGAAGUCCACACCAAGGACUGUGUAGUUCUGUCAAGUUUGAACGAUGAGGCUCAGAGGAAGAGCUCAUCUGAAGUAAAAAAUAAGGUGCUGCCCCAUUCCCUGUACAUAACGCUGUGUUGCCAAAUCACAACAGUGCUGUCUAUAGGAUUUAAAAAUAGAAACAUAUUCUGUAUUUUAAUUACUUUCGAUAGAGAAGUCAUAAAUAAACUGUAGUUUUUUCAUGAAUGAAUGCUAGCUUAAAAGUCUUGAUUUCUUUGUAUUUGUCUUGUGUAUGUUGAUGUAGUCAUACUUUAUAUGUAAGCUUCAACUGAACUAAAUUAUUUGAAAUUCAUUCAAAUAGCUGUUUAAAUGAAAAUCAUGAGAGAACAAUUUGAUUCUUUGACAUUUUAUUCAUCAUCGUUGUUCAUCUCUUUUCUUUUCAUAUUCUUUGUCCGAUCAAAACAAAGUGUUACAUGACAUAUUGCAUCUGUUUGUUGCUGUUCUGAGGCGUUGCUCUGUUUUAUUCUGGCACCAAAGUACGUUUGUUCUGAAUUAUCCCCAAUUAAAGAAAUUUAAAAAUUACAUUUCUCACCUUUCUGAAAUCAAUGAAGCAAAAGAAAUUGGCAAAUGAUGAAUAACAAAUAAAACACAAUUAAUCACUGCACCCUCUAAACAAUUACACAGUGCCUAUUAAAUCUUAACAAAUGACUAAAGGGAAAUCAGAUGACGACUGUGCUGUGACCCUCUCGACAUCACGCAGAUCAAUGCUUUUCAAUUAGCUGCACUAACGAUACAAAGACUCAUUUAUACUCAAAAUGUAGCAUCAUUUCCAGAAAUUAGUGACAGAAAAAUAAAGAAAGAAAUCAAGUUCAUUUAGGAUGUUACAUUCAACGAUGUGCCCGAGUCGAUCAAGCUGGUACAGGUGAUAGCACUAUUGCUGAUCGAUAUUUGC